Alternaria postmessia is the source of this 2193-nucleotide messenger RNA. RefSeq lists its product as uncharacterized. Gene Ontology annotation, cellular component: nucleus; cytoplasm. The coding region runs from base 1 to 2193 and encodes 730 amino acids. Gene Ontology annotation, biological process: nucleobase-containing compound metabolic process. NCBI's taxonomy places the organism in Eukaryota, Fungi, Ascomycota, Dothideomycetes, Pleosporales, Pleosporaceae. The record is from RefSeq and is a predicted model, not a curated record. Gene Ontology annotation, molecular function: 3'-5' exonuclease activity; nucleic acid binding. The transcript has a single exon.
AUGGCCGAAGACCCUCGUUGCAAAAGUCAAGCAUCGGCUACGCUACACGUACGACCUGCUGAGACUCCCCCAGCACCAGGCGCUGACCGAUUCCAGCGGGUGGGACUAUGGAAUCCAGCUCAUGGACUACGUUUUGCGACGACAGCGGCGGCCGAAGCGUCUAAGUCGGACUCUAUCCAUGAAGCCGCCGAGACUGUGUCUUCACGUAUAGAUGAAUCAGCUGCGACGAUUCGCACUGACGAGUCCUCUCCGAACACUCGAAACGAAGCAAACGAUGCUACCGGACACACCGAGGAAGUUGCUGUAGAGGGCACUUCAGAGAGCGACGAUUCUAGCGGUGUUUCAUCUCAGCCCGAGACCGAGACCGAAUCCAAGGACGACGAAGAAGAUAAUGCAGAUGAACACGUUUCUCUCACAUAUCAGAUCCCAGAGGAAAGGUUGCGUGCUGCUAUGCUUGCCGCUCCCAACACACGGGACAGUUAUUGGAGUGCCAAACUCUAUCAAGGACCUGAUGGCGAAUCUCUCUCCACCCAUUACUGCAAGUCUUUCGAUGUUGCUGAAAGGGUGGCUAAGUAUUUUUUACAAGAGAAGGUAGUUGGCUUCGACAUUGAAUGGAAGCCUCGUGGAAAUCCAUAUUCGAUCAAGCAGAAUGCUUCAUUGAUUCAGCUGGCUUGCGAAGAUCGAAUCGCACUCUUUCAUGUGUCGCUUUUCUCCGGAAGCAAAGCGGAGCAACUAAUGCCUCCCAGUCUGAAGGCUGUCCUCGAAUCACCAGACAUCUACAAAGUAGGUGUGUCUAUCAAGGGCGACUUCAAGCGCCUAGAGAAGUACCUCAAUGUUCAGCCUCAGGGGGUUUUCGAGCUGAGCCGCUUGCAUAACCUAGUUGAGUGGUACGGGGUAGAGCCUAGCAAAGUCUCAAAGAGGGUUGUGAACCUCGCUUCCCAAGUGCUGCAGCAUCUGCAGCUGCCCUUGUAUAAAGGCGAGCAGUUAGCCGACGACUCCGAAACAACACCUAGCGUUCGGGAAAGUGACUGGAGUCUUCCUUUAGAUGUGCAGCAGAUACACUACGCAGCUGCUGACGCGUAUGCUGGAUUUCGCCUGUAUCAUAUGCUCGAAUGGAAAAGGACACGGAUGAAGCCGGCCCCUCCUCCAGUAGCUCUUUGCGAUUUUGAUAACAAGCCUUCACCAAGGCCCAAGGAAUCCCGCAAGAGAAUCAAGAAGUCCAAGGACGUAGCAGACACAACUGUAAAGUCCGCAGUUGACGUGGCUGAAGACCAACAAGAAGACGAAGGAGACACCGAAGGUUACGAGACAGCGACAGAGGAAUUUGCUGACAGCCAUCAACUCGAAGAAUCACUGUAUGCAACAUCGACAAUUGUCUCUGCAGGUGGCGCGGACAAGACCCACGUGUCCCAAUCCACCCGAAGCAGUGAUCUAGAAAAGACGGAGAGAAUGGGAGCUGAAAGCAUAAUUUCUCCUGAAAAGCGGGUUGGUCGAGUGAACCUCUCCCGGCUCGACCAUACUAAUUUUGGAUACCCUAAACUGCCUGAGACAUCACAAGAGGAAGACACAGAAACACUACCCUCUGCACUGUCUAAAGAAGAUGUUGGUGUGCAGCUAGAGGGUCAAGACAAGGGUGUUUCCUUUCAGAGGCAAAAAGCUGAUGAUGACGAAUUUGCAGACCCAGAACUUGAAGAUGCACUCAGACGUAUGACUCUAGACGACAGUGGAAGGUUGACAGAAGAUGCGAACGGCCUAGCAUUGGAGCAUACUUCCCCUGACCUUCACGAACCUAACGGGCCUAUCCCAGCACCACAACCGGACAUUGGUCUCCUGGACGAGCCAUCACGAACACCCGAAUACAACUUGGCGACAACAUGGGCACAAGAGCAUCUUCAACUUACCAUCCCAUCGCCUUCCUCGACAGCACCCUCGCGUAUACGUGCAACCGUGACGCACCUUCGCGCUUAUCAUAUGUGGUAUUACCAGAAGCUUUCGAUUGAUAGGAUGACCCAAAUUUUGCGAGAUCCGCCGCUCUCAAGUAAUACGGUCGCAAGCUAUAUCUUGCAGGCAAUUACGUUGGAGCGACUCGAAUACGAGAAAGAGUCCCUUAGAGACGUAUUGAUGGUGAUGCCUUCCGGGGUGCGAAAGGGACGAUGGAGGGCGCUAGCAGAGGAAGUCGAUGCGCUGGAAUGA